AUGACAGACGCUACGACACCACGAUACCUUCCUAACGAGAUUCUUACUCUCAUUCUACGUUCGUGUAGUCCUAGAGAGCAAGCUAUAAUCUCCCGCACAGCAAAGCGGCUCCACGCGAUCGUUCAAAGCCGUCUCUACGAACGUGUCGAAAUAGGGUCACCUGCUCAAGCAGAGAACUUUUCGCGAACAAUACUGAAAAGAAGCGAUAGGUUUGCACCUCUCGUGAAAGAGUUUAGAGUAAUUAUCAUUUACUGCUACAACUCUCAGUACGAUUCCAAAUCGUUAACGACGUUACUCAAUACGGUCCUCUUGCGUUUAGAAAAACUCCGAGUGCUUCGACUAGUUCUCGAGUUAGCCGACAAGAGCUAUCUGCACCUUGCAUUAUCUUACUGUACUUUUCGCGAUCUGCACACCUUUCAUUUUGGACACACAGGGAGACUUGGUGCUUUGGGCGUUCUUCAGUUCAUACAACGACAUCCCCACCUGGAAAACCUGUCCAUCGAUACGGAUGAUGAUGUCCACCCCAACCCAGAGCAUCCUGAAUUCAGUGGCGACAGUAUAGUUCUUUCUGAACUGCGUUCAUAUUCUGGCCCUCUCAAUUUCCUUAAGUACAUUGCCAAAAGUGCUACAUCUCUCUCCUCCAUCAUUAUCAAGCUUAGAGUCAAGCCUGGAGUAGGCGUUCCCGUCGAUCAGCUUGCCGCGCUCGAAGAGAUUCAUGACAUGGGAAAAGGCGUCUCAUUGGCAUUCGACACCUCCGCCUCUUUGAGCCCUUUAGUUGAGUGGACUUCAGCUGCGCUCCCGAAAUUGCAGAAUUUCGCGGCCUACUGCCGAAAAGUAGAUGCUUUGCCCGUACGCUCCCGUCCUGGCCUAUCCCAAGAAGCGCUCGACCGUUUCGCGGUUUUCUUUUCGGGUUCAAGACACUCCGCAAAUUUACCUACCGUAAAUCUAACUUCACCGAUUCCACCGCUCCCAAUCAACCGAUUGACGGCCUCAACGGUGCUGAAGACGCGAAGGCCUUGGGUAACCUGUGUCCCACCUUGUCAGAGAUUGGCUUAUGUGCGGAUUCUCUUACAUCGCCUGCUUAGUACUAACCUCCAGGCACAGACGGUUCACAUUUUAUACGCAAAGACGUUGGAGGUUGGACUGUACAGGAGUAAGGCAGCUGCUCAAGGCGUGGAUUGGUGUGGAUUUACUUCUACUGUACCCCCUCAGUUUAGCUGGAAUCAAUCUAAAGAAUUGACAAAUAUAACAUCUCGACCUAAGAGCUGCUGA
This is a messenger RNA of Marasmius oreades (fairy-ring Marasmius), 1272 nucleotides long. RefSeq lists its product as uncharacterized. Lineage: Eukaryota; Fungi; Basidiomycota; Agaricomycetes; Agaricales; Marasmiaceae. Bases 1 to 1272 code for a protein of 423 amino acids. Gene Ontology annotation, molecular function: protein binding. The transcript is spliced from 3 exons. The record is from RefSeq and is a predicted model, not a curated record.